Seriola aureovittata is the source of this 3612-nucleotide messenger RNA. RefSeq names its product single stranded DNA binding protein 2a (gene ssbp2a). Gene Ontology annotation, cellular component: nucleus. Bases 219 to 1250 code for a protein of 343 amino acids. Lineage: Eukaryota; Metazoa; Chordata; Actinopteri; Carangiformes; Carangidae. Gene Ontology annotation, molecular function: protein binding; single-stranded DNA binding. The record is from RefSeq and is a predicted model, not a curated record. The transcript is spliced from 17 exons. Gene Ontology annotation, biological process: positive regulation of transcription by RNA polymerase II.
ACACUCAGCGGCAUGGGGCUCUCUGCUCAGCGCUCUGCAAGGCUUGGAAAGUUGACUGCUUCAUUUAUUUGAAGAAAGAUAGACAUUUUGUCGGCGGGGUUUUUUGCUGUCAUGAGACUAAGUAGGGUAGAAUUUAACACGUAGUUUCUGCUCCACUGGUUAAUUUCAGGGUUUUUUUUAUUUGUAAAUUCCGAAUCCAGUAACAUCCUCCUCAUGUGAUGUCUAGGUUAGCUCUGUAUGUUUACGAGUACCUGCUGCAUGUAGGAGCACAGAAGUCAGCACAGACCUUUCUCUCAGAGAUCCGAUGGGAGAAGAACAUCACAUUAGGAGAACCUCCGGGGUUCCUCCACUCAUGGUGGUGUGUUUUCUGGGACCUGUACUGUGCAGCUCCAGAGAGAAGAGACACAUGUGAACACUCCAGUGAGGCCAAGGCCUUUCAUGACUAUAGUGCUGCAGCAGCCCCCAGCCCAGUCCUUGGAAACCUUCCCCCAGGAGAGGGCAUGCCAGUGGGACCAGUCCCUCCAGGAUUCUUUCAGCCAUUUAUGUCACCUCGAUACCCCGGAGGACCCAGACCACCCCUCAGAUUACCCAACCAGGGACUUGGAGGAGUCCCAGGUAGCCAGCCUAUGUUACCAAGUGGAAUGGACCCCACAAGACAGCAAGGACAUCCAAAUAUGGGAGGACCGAUGCAGCGGAUGACUCCACCCAGAGGCAUGGUACCGCUGGGGCCCCAGAACUACGGAGGUGGAAUGAGACCACCACUGAAUGCCCUGGUUGGUCCUGGGAUGCCUGGCAUGAAUAUGGGACCUGGUGGGGGUAGACCCUGGCCAAAUCCUCCAAACUCCAAUUCAACCCCUUACUCUUCUGCAUCUCCAGGAAGUUAUGUGGGACCUCCAGGAGGCGGAGGGCCACCUGGGACCCCAAUAAUGCCAAGUCCAGCAGAUUCAACCAACUCCGGCGACAACAUGUACACGAUGAUAAACACAGUCCCUCCAGGUGGAAGCCGACCAAAUUUCCCUAUGGGUGCGGGCGGCGAUGGUCCAUUAGGGGGAAUGGCUGGAAUGGAGCCCCAUCACAUGAAUGGAUCAUUAGGAUCAGGUGAUAUGGACAGUCUCCCUAAGAACUCUCCUGGUAACCUAAGUAUGAGUAACCAGCCGGGAACCCCCAGGGAGGAUGGAGAGAUGGGAGGAAACUUCCUUAACCCUUUUCAGAAUGAAAGUUAUUCUCCAAACAUGACGAUGAGCGUGUGAAGGCUUGGGAAGCGGGUUGGUCAGUCGCUCAGUAAACUGGUGUGGAUUGGUGAAAAAGCAGAGAGACUGGGUGUGAUGUCAUCUAGGCCAGUGACUUCCUCCACCACCACCUACCUAGUCAGGACAGUAGCCCACGGUCUGUCCUUCUACCCCCCCCCCCCCCCCCCCCACCUCCCCUCUCCCACCCCUCCAUGGUUUCUGUCCACGUCUCUUCUCUCCUGUUUCUUCUCCCGUUCUAAGUGGUGACUCUGCUACAUUCAUCAGUUCUUCCUCUGCAACUAUGAGACUGUACAAAGGAACCAAAUUGAAAAAACCUGGAGGAGAACUCUUUGUAUAUUUGCAUACGGUGUGUAUGAGACGUGCACACACUGCAGUCACAGACAGAUGUUUCUGCCUUUUGCAUCAUGUCACGGAGUUCUUGCCCAAAUACAAAAGGCCAGUAUCCUAUUUAUCCUAAAGUUUAAAUUUCCAAGAAUUUAAAGAGAUAUAGACACUUUUUGAUUGAUGGUAAAAAAAAAAUUUUAUCCAGCUGACUGUCACAUGGAACAUCUUUUGUCUUUACCUGACAAAUUACUUUGUCCAUUAGUGGAAGAGAAUUUGAGAGACAUCAUAAUCAUAUUACCACGAGGUUUUAAUUGAAGCUUCUGCAAAUAUUUGUAAAGUCUUUUCAACUCUUGUUGUUGUCUAAAUCUUUAUGACCACUUACAUUGUGUUUUAUGUUUUAUACUAUGGGUCUAAGAAGUUUUUUUUUAAUUUCCAUCACAAUCUCAGUCAGAAAUGUGGAAAAUGUAAAAUCUCUCACUCUGCCUCACCUCUAUUACAUUUGCAAGGCCUGAAGAGGCAUAUGAAGUGCAGAUCAAAAUCAGUUCUUUGUUCAGACUUUAAUAAGAAUUUAAAGAAAGGCUUCAGCACGUUGAAUGGUUAUUAGGAAAAAAUAGCUUUGUUAAAGGCUUAAAGUGACACUACGUAACUUUUGAACAGUAGCCACUAUUGCCACAAGUGACAAUUACAGGAUAAUGAUAAAUGAUAAUGAUAAUGCUUAAGCAUAGUGAAACCAGAAAAGGAAGUCUGUGAAGUGGCUUGGUAAUGUCCAUUAUAGAGCAGAUAAAGUUUGUAACACUAGCUAACAUUUAGCAACCAAAAGUUACUGGUCAUACCAGACCAAGUUAGGCUGUAGACACAAAAACCCUGAGUGUAUUGAAUUGAGCAAUGGUGUAUUUUAUUAUUUAUGAAUUCAACUUUCCAUUUGUAAGCCAAAGAAUUUGUUGUUUCUUCUUUCAAAAGUUACAUAGUCUCCCUUUAAGUCAAAUGAGAUCAGUCCUUAACUGUAAUUUAAUUGGGGAUAGCAGUGAGGAUAACACUGGAGAAGAUUGUUUGCACAAAGGUUAAUACCUAAUAGCACUGGACAGACUGAAAGUCUGCCCAUUUUUUUUUGUUUUUUACGAGUAAGUGAUCCUUCUGCAUUCAGCAGGCCUUUGUUGCAAUUCAGACUGUAGUGGUAAACCAAGAGUCCAUUGAAAGAUUUUACAUUCUGUUGACUGCCCAACCACAGGACAAAGUUUAAGUUGGGGACAGCAAAACAUAAUUGAUUUUUCUUAUGUAAAGAUUUUUUCUAACAAGGGGGAAAACCUGUGGUCAUAUUGUUUGUUUUUUUUGUUUGCUGAGGCCUCUCUCAACUCUAGUUGUUUAAACCUUGAUGCAAAUGAUUUAUCAGGUUACGUCACAGUUUACUUAACAUAAAAUGUUAAAAUGAGAGAGAAAUCAAAGACAAAUUAAUGGUGGUAAACGGUGAGACACAAACUUGUCACUUUGGUCACUCAUACUUAAUAGUCCUUGGAUAAACUGUGAUCUCAGUGUGAUAUGAAAGGUUGGUUGGUACAGAAAGCUAAGAUAAGCUUGUUUUUAAUCAAUGUUUUCAACUUUUUUCACUGCCCAAGAUGUAUUAUCAUCAUGUAUAAAAGAUCAACAUGCCUGUGAACAUUCUCCUUUCCCCUCCCUUACUGCAAAGUGUACAGCUCACAAAUGUAGCUCCUCUGUCUUGUAUGUGUAUUUGAUAUUAUUGUUAUUAUUUAAAGAAAAAUCUGGAAUUAUCGCAAAAGGGAGCGAUGGACUGAUGACGCACCAUCACAACUGAACAGAGAUUUUUAUUUUGUGUGGUUUUUUUUUUAGAUUGAAGCCAUGAGUGGGAGUACAAGAAGAUGCAUUUGUACAUCGGAUCAUGUUUUCUGUUUUCUGGCAGUAUGUGGGACUCCAUUUGUGAUGUGUUAAUUUUCUCUUUUUUAUUCUUGUAUUAUGUUUUUGUAAAUACAGAGAAGUAUUUCAUGAGUUUUGAAUAUGCUGGUAUAAAGCUUCUCUUCCCUUA